Rhipicephalus microplus (southern cattle tick) is the source of this 1781-nucleotide messenger RNA. RefSeq names its product pancreatic lipase-related protein 2. The record is from RefSeq and is a predicted model, not a curated record. Lineage: Eukaryota; Metazoa; Arthropoda; Arachnida; Ixodida; Ixodidae. Gene Ontology annotation, biological process: lipid catabolic process. Gene Ontology annotation, molecular function: triacylglycerol lipase activity; protein binding.
GUCGUCGCGUACCUGGCCGUAAGCCAGGGAACGCUAGAGGUAUUAUCCCAGGUUCGUGGAGAUUUCGAUAAAGAUUACGAACUUUGUAUUGGCGAUGAUGCACUGAUUACAGUGCAAGUAAGGUUAUAUGUCCUUUUAACAUUUGUAGCUCGUUGCUUUUUCCCCAUAUCUAAUAAGCCACAUUUCAUAAAAAACCAGAAAUAUGGGGAAAACGGUGUUCUUCGUGCUGAUUGCGUCCAUUUUCGGCGUGCCCGUCUCGACGUCAGGAAAUACGAACAUCAACGAGGAAGAAACUGUGCAGGUUAAGAAGUGCUACAAGGAGCUGGGAUGCUUCGAUUCUGAGGGCUUCUUCCAUGCUCUGUACCGACCCGUCAACUUCUUCCCCGACGGGCGAAGUCUGAUCAACACCAUGUUCGCCUUCUACUCGCGUAAGAACCCGAUCAAGGAGAAGAUUAUCAAGUGGUCGACGCCCGUGAGCGAAUACUCGCGGCUGCCUUUCAACGCCAGCAGGCCCACCAAGGUCAUCACGCACGGAUGGCUGGACGCGGUGUACUUCGGACAGUGGAUGACGAAAAUGAAGAAUGCUUUGCUAUUGAACGGCGACUACAACGUAAUCACCGUUGACUGGCGAGGAGGAAAUGGACUGCCCUAUGCGCAAGCCACAGCCAAUACGCGACUUGUAGGGGCCGAGAUAGCCACCAUGAUUCAGAAGCUUCAGAAAGUGUUCAAGGCAAACGUGUCCACUUUCCACAUCAUGGGCCACAGCCUGGGAGCCCACGUCGCCGGAUACGCGGGAGAGAGGAUUCACGGGCUUGGACGAAUAACGGGUUUGGAUCCUGCUGACCCGUACUUCCAACACAUGCCUGCCUUCGUUCGGCUGGACCCGACCGAUGCGCGCUUUGUGGACAUUGUACACACCGAUGGAGGGACGGUUCUUGAUUUGGUCCAAGGGAAAGGCCUGGGAAUGUACGAACCGGCAGGACACCUGGACUUCUACCCUAAUGGCGGAAGUAAAAUGCCUGGGUGUUCUUUCGGAACGAGCAUAUCGUCUACUUUCAGCAAAGGCAUCAUGCAAGCCAUGCGUUCUGCCGUCGUGUGUAACCACGAGCGGGCCGUGACGUACUACCUGGAGACAGUGAGUGACCGGACCUGCAAGUGGAUGGCCUUCGCCUGCCCGUCGUACCACAUGUACCAGCGGGGCCAGUGCUCGGACUGCGGCCACGAUGGCUCCCGUUGCGCGCGCAUGGGGUUUUACGCGGACAAGUGGAAACCCAAAAGCAACACCUCGGUCCGAAUGUAUCUGACCACCAUGAAAGCGUACCCGUACUGCGCUUUCCAAUACUCCCUGAUUAUCGAGCUUUACAAGGACGACAAAACUGUAUCGGCGACCGGAUAUUUCACCCUUACCUUAGACGGAGAACAUGGGAGUACCGACAUCCAGAUAAACAAAAAGCCAUUGACGCUGUAUCCGAGAGCUCAACACCCGUUCCUGGUAACGACGGACAAGAACGUGGGCAGAAUCCUGAGGGCCUCCUUCUCGUACGAGAGCAGUCGCUACCUUUUCUUCCGGACAAACCUGCAGCUGUGGAGAGUGCGCGUGUUGUCCAUGAACGAACCGGUGAACAGAGAGGGCAAGAAGAAUAAUACGUUGGCUUUCUGUUACCACGACAGGGCUGGCAUUCCACCCGGAGAGGGAGCCCAUCUGAUCCCGUGCUAACAUUUUCGCAAGAUUAAAAAAAAGAAAAAAAGCAGCAAUGACUUCAACGGCAACACAAAAUCUA